Messenger RNA from Cladophialophora immunda, 1463 nucleotides. RefSeq lists its product as uncharacterized. The record is from RefSeq and is a predicted model, not a curated record. NCBI's taxonomy places the organism in Eukaryota, Fungi, Ascomycota, Eurotiomycetes, Chaetothyriales, Herpotrichiellaceae. Bases 236 to 1081 code for a protein of 281 amino acids. The transcript has a single exon.
CUUUCUUCCAGGCUUCAGCUGACUUCGUCCAGGCACUCUCUACACAAAUGAGCCUCUUGUCCCAUGCGAUUCGUCCAACCCUGUGAGACACUCUUUACAUAGGACGCCCACAGCACUCAUCCAACCUCUCUCGUUCUCUUCCUUGUGCCUUGGCAUCAACCGUGGAACUUCCUGCGACCUCCAGCCUCCCCCCGCAACACCUCUCCUCAAACCUCGUGCUCCGUCCCAACUCACAAUGUCCAAUCCAUCCCAACUCCUACUCCUCGCCGACCACAUUAAACUCUCUCUUCUCGAGCGCCAGCGCGCCAUCUCGCUAAAUCUAGACCUAAACCCUUCGCAAGACUCGAACAUCGCCCGCUCACUAGAAUCCUUCCGAGAAGGCAUCGAAGCCCUCUCUAACCGCUCCCCUGAAGAUGAAUCGCUGUCCCAACUUUGGAGUCAAUAUAAUGAUCUAUCGCGGCAGUUUCAAGGGGAAAGCUCUGCAACGGCCGAAGACACACUUUCUUCACCGAAUGACCCGGCUUUGAAAGAAGACUUUGAACGUGCAAAGACCCGCAAACCCAGUGACGCUGCCCAACAGCAGAGAGCCUCGAACUUGCGGAAGCAGGAUGCGGCGGUGGCGCAGAAUCAAGGCGCCAAAAAUGUCCGUUUCCGCGAUGACCCUUCGCAAGAAUCACUUGAUGUGCAAGACGAAGCGAACCGUGCGGCCCUCUUCCCUGCUCGCUAUACGGAUGAGGAGGACUCUCGCGCUCGUACCCCCGACCCCUCGGAGAGCAUGGACAACCAACAAAUCCACGUCUACCACCAACAAGUGAUUGCUGAGCAAGACGAGCAGCUUGACCGGCUGGGUGAAUCUAUUGGCCGGCAGCGGCAUCUGGCCAUGCAGGUGGGUGACGAGUUGGAGGGUCAAAUUGCUCUCUUAGAUGAAGUCGACAGGGGUGUAGACCGGCAUCAAGGUCGGCUAGAUGGCGCAAAGAGACGGUUAAAGGGGGUCGGAGAACGGGCGAAGCAGAAUUGGGGCAUGACGACGAUCGUUGUGCUGAUUGUUAUUUUGGUCUUGUUGAUUGUGUUACUGAAAUGAAGCGAGCUUACACGGUGACAACUAAUGUGUCUGGGAAUGAGCAGGCGAUCAUAUAGAUGGUAAAACGACAGGAGCUUUGGGCCCUCUUGCAAACCGGGGCCCCAAAACGAUGCGAAGCAAGAGUCUGGGAUAUUGCUGACACCCUUGGCGGUUCCUCAGACAUUGUGUGAGGUUUUCACAAGCGAGGCAUGUGCUUGCCGUACUAUGUUGCCUCGGGUGUCCCUCAGAUAUACUUGCUAGGAGUACAGUCGAGCAAGGCCAGAGAGGACAUGCGGAUGGUACCUUGGCCUUGCUCAUGAUUGAUGAAUGAGGGCGUGGUUGCGCAGGCACAUUAUGGAGAAGCCUAGAAUUUCCUGUCUGCGUGUAUCCAUAUAAUAUGUAC